AUGCCGUCAGUGAGCACUGUUAAUGCAGAGUUUUAUGAUACAUGUCAGCUAAAUUUGUCGGAUCAUACGGCAACUCUUAAUAUCAAUGAUAAAGAAUCAAUGAAUGGAAUGAGUGCCGGAAAUACGAUGUCACGACAAAUGCCACCUAGCAUCAACUGUUUAUGUUACAGUCGCUCAUUAAUUUCACAAUUUACUCAUCACCAUCAUCAUCACCAUCAUCAUCAUCAACAGCAACAACAACAACAACCGCAACAACAACAACAGCAACAGCAACAACAACAGCAACAGCAACAGCAACAGCAACAACAACAGCAACAGCAACAACAGCAGCAGCAACAACAACAGCAACAACAGCAACAGCAACAGCAACAACAAAAUGAAGCAUGGAAUUCGGAAAGAUGUUCACCUUACGGGCAGUAUCAAAUGCAAACUUAUGUGCAACAUCCAGUACCAAGUGAAUCCAUGUCAUCAUCACCAAAUUCCGAAACGGAUGUCGAAUACGGUCAACCAUCAUCAUCAUUAACAUUACCGGGUCUUACUGGUCCUAUUCAACUUUGGCAAUUUUUAUUGGAGCUUCUGAUGACUGAAUCUACAAAUUCUUGCAUUGCUUGGACGGGUGAUGGAUGGGAAUUCAAAUUAAAUGAUCCCGAUGAAGUUGCACGUAAAUGGGGAAUUCGCAAAAAUAAACCAAAGAUGAAUUAUGAAAAACUUUCACGUGGUCUAAGAUACUAUUAUGAUAAAAAUAUUAUUCAUAAAACACCCGGUAAACGAUACGUGUAUCGAUUUGUAUGCGAUCUCACCUCGGUACUACAAAUGUCUGCUGAACAAAUUCGCAGAAAAGUGGAGGUGAAACGUGAACUUGAUCAGUGA
Molecule: messenger RNA, 870 nt
Organism: Cercopithifilaria johnstoni
Lineage: Eukaryota; Metazoa; Nematoda; Chromadorea; Rhabditida; Onchocercidae
Source: the annotation of a GenBank genome assembly